Messenger RNA from Rotaria sordida, 2397 nucleotides. The record is from the annotation of a GenBank genome assembly. Lineage: Eukaryota; Metazoa; Rotifera; Eurotatoria; Philodinida; Philodinidae.
AUGUUCGUUGAACAGCAAUCAUCUCGUUCACAACCAGCAUUGGCUUUUAGUAAUACGAUACCAACUCGUAUUGAAAAUGAAGUGUACAUUGAUGGCACGUCAUAUGUUGAUGGAGCACCUGUUAAUCAAGAAGAACAUGGAAGAUAUAAUGUAACAGAACGUCAACGUAAAAAAAGUCCAUUCAAACAAUUUUUACGAUUUAUUCGAAAACUUUGGGCAACACAACAAACAGAAAAAUUUAAUGAUGAAGAACAUAAUGAGAAAUAUGUACGAACAACCAUUCGUGAACUUAUGAUUUAUAUGGUUUUUAUUGGUAUUUUAACUAUUGUUGUUUUUGGUAUGGUUAGUACUAAUAUGUAUACACUCACACAAGCAUUAAAAGGUGUAUUUGUUGAUUCACGUAUGAUUGAUGAAUCAACUAAUAAUACAGGUCCAUCAUUUUCUGAUAUAAGUCGAAUGGAAGAGUUUUGGGAUUAUAUGACACAAAUUGCUGCACCUGCUCUUUUUACAGAAACUUGGUACAAUAAUGAUAAAGUUAGCAAUUAUGGUUAUAUUUUAUAUGAAAAUCGAUUAUUAGGUGCUGUUCGAAUGCGUCAAAAAAAGGUUCGAAAUAAUUCAUGUGUUGUUGCCAAAGAUUUUCAACAAGAAAUUAAAUUUUGUUAUAAUUCAUAUGCACCAGCAUUUGAAGAUAAGAAUUCAUUUGGACCUUGUAUAAAUUUAGAUGCAGAAAAUUGUACUGAAGAACCAUUUAGACAUACACCAAUAAAUUCAAUAAUUCGUUCCAGUACAACAGGAAAAGUGGGUGUAUAUGAUCAAGGUGGUUUUAUUAAAAUAUUAGGCUCAUCACAAGAAGAAUUUAAAAAUGAAAUUGAAGCACUUAAAGAAAAUCUUUGGAUUACACUUGGUACUCGAGCAAUUUUGGUCGAUUUUACAGUCUAUAAUGCUAAUCUUAAUUUAUUUUGUCAAGUACAACUUAUGUUUGAAUUUCCAGCUGUUGGUGGUGUUGUAGCAUCAUCAAAAUUUCGUGCUGUUAAACUUAUUCGUUAUGUAAAUGCAUUCGAUUAUUUUGUAUUAUCUUGUGAAGUUAUUUUCCUAUUCUUUAUUAUAUAUUAUACAAUUGAAGAAGUAUUAGAGGUUAUCAAUAUGAAAUCAGCAUAUUUUAAAUCAGUUAUGAAUUGUUUGGAUAUGAUUGUCAUUAUUUUAUCUUAUAUUUGUAUGUCAUUUAAUAUUUAUCGACAAGUACAAGUUAAUAAUUUACUUGAUCAAUUAUUAGAAAAACAAACGAGACAAUAUAGUGAUUUUACAUUUCUUUGCUAUUGGCAAUAUCAAUUUAAUAAUGUAAUUAGUGCGACAAUAUUUCUUGCUUGGAUUAAAAUCUUUAAAUAUAUUAGUUUUAAUAAAACAAUGACUCAAUUAAGUGAAACAUUAACCAAAUGUGCAAAGGAUAUUUCGGGUUUUGCAAUUAUGUUUUUUAUUAUAUUUUUUGCUUUUGCACAAUUGGGAUAUUUAACUUUUGGCAUUCAAAUAGAAGGCUUUCGAGCAUUUCACUAUUCAGUUUACACAUUAUUUUUGGUUAUCUUGGGAACUUUUGAUUUUCCUGCACUUCAACAAGCUCAUCGUGUACUUGGACCAUUGUUCUUUUUAACAUAUGUCUUUUUUGUCUUCUUCGUAUUAUUAAAUAUGUUUUUGGCUAUAAUUAAUGAUACAUAUAUGGAAGUUAAAGCUGAAUUACAACAUAAAAAGAGUGGUUUUGAAAUAAGUGAUUUUGUUAAACAAAGUUAUGCUAAAAUGCGUGAACGUUUAACUGCUAAACAUGAUCGUAUUGCUGAUAUUCGAAAAGCUUUAACAGUAGCUGAUAUUAAUCGUGAUAAACGUUUGGAUUUUGAAGAAUGGCGUAAUGAAAUGAAAUCACGUGGUUAUGCUGAAGAAGAAAUUGAAACAAUGUUUGCAAAAUAUGAUACAGAUGGUGAUCGAGUUUUAGAUGAAGAUGAACAACAGGCAUUAACUAAUGAUUUAUUAAAACAAAAUGAUGCAAUUCUUCGAGAAAUGAAUGAAUUAAAUAUGACUACUCAGAACAAUAAGGUGAUGAUAAAUGCUUUUGAUAAUGAUCCUAAAGACAAUGAUACAACUUCGGAACGUUUGGAAACACAAGAAGUUACCGUUCAAGAAUAUAAUGAUUUAGCUAAACGACUUGAUUCAAUGGAAUCAUCUGUUGGACUUGUUUUAACUAAGAUCGAUAAUAUGAUUUCAAGAUUUGAGAUAUAUGAAAAACCCAAAUCAAAUAAAGAUGGAAAUAAGAAAAAUCGUCCAUCGGAUUUGAAAAGUAUAACUAUGAAUUCGAUUGUUGAUGAUUCAUUAAGCGAUUCAACACAUUCAAUGAUUAAUAUUGAGUUUUGA